This is a messenger RNA of Diatraea saccharalis (sugarcane borer), 2013 nucleotides long. Lineage: Eukaryota; Metazoa; Arthropoda; Insecta; Lepidoptera; Crambidae. The record is from the annotation of a GenBank genome assembly.
AUAAAUAGGUGAAGAGGGGCAGCGGAGACCUCUUGCACUUUCUUGGCAGCGCGCAACGCAACGACCAGUUCUCGCCGAGCGCCAUGGCUCGACACGCGUAUUUGUGUCUUGGUGUGCUGCUGCUCGCCUAUUAUGUUAAUAGCGAGAUUCGAGUGAAAAGACAAGAGGAAGACGGUGGUGGUGACGACGCAAGCCCUGAACAGCUAUGCGAGGGCCGUCCCGCUGAUGAAUACUUCCGCCUUACCACCGAGGGUGACUGCCGCGACGUAGUCAGGUGUGACAAGGGCGGUGAGGACGGCGUCACCAGGCUCGCCUCAGUGAGGUGCCCCGGCGGUCUGGCCUUCGAUAUCGACCGUCAAACCUGUGACUGGAAAACACACGUUAAGAAUUGCGAUAAAUUAGAAAAACCAAGAAAAGUGUUACCUAUCCUGAAGACUGAUGAACCUAUUUGCCCAGAAGGAAAAUUAGCUUGCGGAAGUGGUGAUUGCAUAGAAAAAGAACUGUUCUGUAACGGAAAGCCCGAUUGCCAAGAUGAAUCCGAUGAGAAUGCAUGUACUGUGGAGCUGGACCCCAACAGAGCACCUGACUGUGAUCCUAAGCAAUGCGCAUUGCCCGACUGCUUCUGCUCUGCCGAUGGCACUCGUAUUCCAGGAGGACUAGAACCAAAUCAAGUACCCCAAAUGAUAACAAUUACAUUCAACGGAGCAGUCAACGUAGACAAUAUUGAUUUAUAUGAACAAAUUUUCAACGGAAACCGUUACAACCCCAACGGCUGUCAAGUUCGCGGAACAUUCUUCGUAUCCCAUAAAUAUACUAAUUACGCUGCUGUACAAGAAUUACAUCGCAAAGGUCAUGAAAUUGCAGUAUUUUCGAUAACACAUAAAGAUGACCCACAAUACUGGUCAAGCGGUUCCUACGAUGACUGGCUAGCAGAAAUGGCCGGUGGACGUCUCAUUCUUGAACGUUUUGCCAAUUUGACUGACGCCUCCAUUAUUGGAGUGCGUGCUCCAUAUUUGAGAGUAGGUGGAAACAAGCAAUUUGAAAUGAUGGCUGACCAAUAUUUCGUAUAUGACGCUUCUAUUACUGCUCCUUUGGGUCGUGUCCCCAUCUGGCCUUACACGCUGUAUUUCCGUAUGCCACAUAAAUGUAAUGGAAAUGCUCACAACUGUCCAUCGAGGAGCCACCCAGUCUGGGAAAUGGUUAUGAACGAGUUAGACAGAAGGGAUGAUCCCACUUUCGAUGAAUCUCUCCCAGGUUGUCACGUGGUCGAUUCUUGUUCUAACAUCCAAACUGGUGAUCAGUUUGCCCGUCUUCUGCGUCACAACUUCAACCGUCACUAUUCGACCAACCGCGCUCCUCUUGGUCUCCAUUUCCAUGCUUCGUGGCUUAAAUCGAAGAAAGAAUUUAGAGAUGAAUUAAUCAAGUUUAUCGAAGAGAUGCUGGAGAAGAAUGAUGUUUAUUUUGUAUCUUUACUUCAAGUUAUUCAAUGGAUGCAAAAUCCUACCGAAUUAUCAUCACUUAGAGACUUCCAAGAAUGGAAACAAGACAAAUGUGACAUCAAGGGUCAACCUUACUGUUCUUUACCCAACGCCUGCCCAUUGACAACGCGGGAAUUACCAGGAGAAACAUUACGUUUGUUUACUUGCAUGGAAUGCCCCAAUAAUUAUCCCUGGAUUUUGGAUCCUACGGGAGAGGGCUUCAACGUUAAGAAGUGAUCUCUUUAAGUUAACUUAAAAGACUGUAAACACAUGUAAAUAAUACUCAAUAAUGUUAUAAAUAAUGAUGACAAUGAUGGUGUGGCAGGUCGGCGACGUCAACAUUACUAAAUAUUUUCAAUAUUGUACUUUUCUUUCCACCUAUCGCAUUCGUAAGAUCUUACCUCAAAAUCUUGUUUCUAAACUUUUUUAUUCAUAGUUGAUGUUAUGAUACAAUGGUGUAUCAUGAGCUAGAUACCGAACAAAUGCUACCCUUUUUAUAACAAAGAUUUUAUGUUACAUAGUCUUCGUUUCGUUA